CGGCCUUACAAGUCUUCUGCGUCGUUCAUUUGUUGACCUUCACUCGCAUGGAUGAUUUGUGUUCGUGAAGUGCAGAAACUUAGAGGCAGCAACAGGCGAUUGUGGACUUUAAGUUGGAACCACAAAGGAUCUGUCUUGGUUUCUAGUGGGGAAGACAGAAUAAUCAAAUCGUGGGCUAAGUGUGACGAUGAAUCAUGGGUUAACAGUUUCUCUCUCCCAGAGGCACACAAAAGAUCCAUUAGAUGCAUAACAUGGUCGCCAUGUGGUAACUACAUAGCCUCAGCGAGUUUUGAUGGAACAGUAGUUAUUUGGAAAAUUUUCAAAGAGGCUUCAGGACACGAAAUGGAGGCGCUUGUGACCUUAGAAGGACAUACUAGCGAAGUCAAGUGUGUUGCUUGGUGCCCAUCCGGUCAUCUGAUAGCCACUUGCGGUCGAGAUAAAAGUGUCUGGCUGUGGGAAUUUGAUGACGAGGAGGAUGUUCAGUGUGUAAGCGUUCUCCAGCCCCAUUCACAGGAUGUGAAAUCAGUAGCCUGGCAUCCACACGGUGAGGUUCUAGUUUCCACAAGUUAUGACAAUAAGAUAAAUGUGUAUAAAGAGGAAAUUGAUGAUUGGGCUGUUUUUAUUCAACUAACUGGACAUGACUCCACUGUGUGGAAAGCAGAGUUUUCUCCAUCUGGUGAUAUUUUGGCAAGCUGUAGUGAUGAUCGAUGCAUUAAACUUUGGGGAUGGGAAGGAACUUGCAGUAAAUCAACUUCGUGGGUGUGUAUCGCUACAUUAACUGGUUAUCACAUACGUACAAUUUUUGAUUUAAGCUGGUCACCAGAUGGUCAACUCUUAGCCAGUUGCGGUUCUGAUAACAGAUUAUGUAUCUAUAAAAUGCCAUCUAGUGGUUUGAUUCAUAUUGGCGGGAAACCGUGUUUAGAAGAACCACCUGUUCUAUGGGGUUAUGUUCCGAAUGCUCAUUCAGAAGAUGUAAACUGUGUACGUUGGCAACCUAGGGGUUUCAACGACAACGGUCAUAGCAAAGAUACAUCAGAUUGUCAACUUAUUCUGACAACAGCUUCUGAUGAUGGUUAUAUCAAGUUUUGGUCCAUCAAGUGUGAUGAAUAAUCCUGUUUUUUUUUCACGCAUCAGACGAUUGUGUUUCUUUGAAAUUGUACUAUUUUGUGAACAAUUAUCUGUACAUAUAAUUUUACUUUUAUAGUCUUUAAAAUUGAUCUUAUUUUCAUUAUCAAUUUGAUACAAGUUAGCACAUACACAUGAUGAUUCUUACUCUAUUUUUCGUAUAUAUUCUUAUAGUCUAUAUUUUCGUUAGCUUUAUGAUUCAGUAAAAAUUAAAUCAUAAUUAAACACGUUUUACUCAGUGUCUGAUAAUAACGAUGAAUAGUCAAAAUAAGGGAAAUGAAGAUAACGUCGGUAUUAUUGUUUUGACUCCUUUUUAAAAAGUUUAUUAUGAGUCAUCGAUGACUUUCAAAUGUUGGGUUGGGGGUUUUCAAGAUCAAUUCUGUUUGUUUAUAACUACGCUUUAUUCGAUCACCGUGAUUCCACAAUUCAAAGUGUUCGUUAGUAUCGGGUGCUGAAAUUAAGCGGACUGUGUUUAAUGUAAAAUGAUACAAAGCGUCACAAUCCAAUGGUCUACUUUUAGUAGUCCUUAAAUAAAGCUUACUGAGAUUAUAGCUGCAAUAUGAGACUCGAAAAUAGCAGUUGAUGUCCAUUUGUGAUAAGAACUGUUUUCCAAAUUAUGCAAUCCUCUAAAAAUCAAGUGUUUCUUAUUGUAAAUCAUCG
This is a messenger RNA of Schistosoma rodhaini, 1785 nucleotides long. NCBI's taxonomy places the organism in Eukaryota, Metazoa, Platyhelminthes, Trematoda, Strigeidida, Schistosomatidae. The record is from the annotation of a GenBank genome assembly.